AUGACCCUAUACACAGAGACACAAUGCUUAGAAACGCCGAACCGGCAAGUGGCGGAAACGGGUCGACCCCGCAGAAACCAAGUUUUGCCCGACGACCGUGACGUCGCUUUCUUCACUCACCACUACCCCGUAUCUGCUCGCGAAAAGGAGCACCUCCGUGUUGAGGACUUGCAGAUUGGCACGAGACCACUGACGGUUACUCAAGUCUUGAGCACCUUGUCGACGAGGACAUACGACUACGACAAGGACGUGCUUGUACGCGAAGACAGAGAGAAAGAGAAAGAGAAAGAGAAAGAGAAAGAGAAAGAGAAAGAGAAAGAGAAAGAGAAAGAGAAAGAGAAAGAAAACACGCUUCAAUUAAUCACAAUGAGAUAG
Molecule: messenger RNA, 375 nt
Organism: Penicillium antarcticum
Lineage: Eukaryota; Fungi; Ascomycota; Eurotiomycetes; Eurotiales; Aspergillaceae
Exons: 3
Coding region: 1-375 (124 amino acids)
Source: RefSeq, a predicted model, not a curated record